AUGAUGGAGGCUUGCGCGAAGGACCCCCACGCUGCGUACGACAAAAUAAAGUACGAGUUCUCAGACGUAAAGUACACUGUGGAUCAUGGGAAGCUUGAAAUUCUUCACGGAAUAAAGGGCAUCCUGCUGCCCCAAACAAUAACAGUGAUCAUGGGCCCCAGCGGAAGCGGAAAGACAACACUGUUGAAUAUUUUGUCCAUGAAAGUGACGGAAGGUGUGGAGGGAAAUUUCCUCAUUAACGAUACGAAAAGGAAUAAGAAUAUAAAGAGCUACAUGGGCUACGUCUUGCAGGAUGAUUAUUUCUUCUCACGAUUAACAGUAUACGAAACGAUAGAAUUUACUGCCAAGUUAAAGUUAGACAUUAGAGACAAAAACAAGUUACGUGAAUUGGUGCAUUCGGUAUUGGAUAUAAUGAGCCUAAGCCAUGUAAAGGAUACCAUAGUAGGGGAUGCUUUUGUAAGGGGGAUAAGUGGAGGACAAAGAAAAAGACUCUCCAUAGCAAAUGAAAUUUUAUCGAACCCACCAUUACUUCUCAUGGAUGAACCAACGAGUGGAUUAGACUCAUCAUCAGCUUUGUCCUUAGUAGAGUGCAUUCAGAGAAUAGCUACCAUCUCGAAUACCACCAUCAUAUCGUCUCUUCAUCAGCCAAGUAGCCAAGUGUUUAGUAAAUUUGAUAGACUCAUAGCAAUAACAAAUGGGUACAUAAUAUACCAUGGGAAAACAACCAACUUAAGUAAGUACUUAAAAAAAGUUGGGUUCAUUUGUCCUUACGGCUGGAAUAUUGCAGACUACCUGAUGGACGUAUUGUGCAACACAAAAUAUGAAUCCAUCCUUUUGGAAAAUUAUAACAAGUAUCUUCGGUAUGAUAAAGAGAUGGGUUACUACAUGGACACAGACUCUAUUGAUAAUAAAGUGAUCCAUGAUGACUAUGAUUCCUUGUUGGCGAAGGAAGGAAAUGAGAGUAAGGAAGUACACAGCAGCGGUAAGUCACCAUUGGGGGUACGAAAAAAAUCUUCAACUGUUUCUAUACAAGAAAUAAAUAAGGCAAGGGAACAGGAUCUGGAAAAGUUAAAAGCAGUAGAAGUGUUAAUCUCUUUACAAGAAAGAAAGACACCAUACAUUAGACAAAACUUUUUUCUCCUUACAAGAGGAUUGAAAAAAAUUAUCAUUGAUGAAAUUACCAUAGUGAAGGUGAUCGAUUUGGUUGUCAUUUUAACCCUUUUUGGAUUCUUGUGGUCAAAAACUUUUAAAGAGGACACAGAGGAUGGGAUCAUUGAUACCAUUGGGGCUAUUUUUUUUAUUCUAUCCUACUGGACUUUUUAUCCGGCCUACUUAUCAUUGUACUCUUUUCCUUCAGAGAGAGAAGUCAUAGCAAAAGAGAGGAACAUGAAAACGUUCCAAGUGAGCAAUUAUUUUUUUUCUAAGCUUUUUGCAGAAUUUAUCUUUUUCUUCACAUUAAUUGCUUUUUGGGUUCUAAUCACACAUCUGAUUUUGUACGGGACGCUUAAAUUUGGAGUGUAUGUAAGUUACUCCUUUGUGACUUUGUUAAAUGCUCUAAUUAGUAGCUCUCUGGGGUAUUUUAUAUCUACCCUGUUUGAUAAUUUCAGCAAGGCUGUUAGUUUCCUUUCUGUUGUUUUGCUGACCAUGACGCUCACCAAUGGGUUCUACGUCGAGAUAGCGAAAUUGCAAGUACCUUUCAGAUACCUACAGUGGUUGUCCUACCAAACGUACUCCGCCUCGGUGCUAGCCAAAAUCAAGUUCAAUGACGCGCUUAUCAAAUGCUCUGAGGAUAACCUCUCCGCAGUGUGCCAAGGCCAGGGUUCCUUCCCAGGGGAGGUCAUCAUAGAUAAGCGUUUUGCAAAGCUACACAUUUCCUACUCCAUCUUCAUCCUCAUCAGCUUCUACGUUGUGAUAAAGGCCGCGACGUACGUGUCUCUGCGCUGGUCCCACGCGCUCAAGAUGAAGUGA
Messenger RNA from Plasmodium fragile, 1968 nucleotides. RefSeq lists its product as uncharacterized. Gene Ontology annotation, molecular function: ABC-type transporter activity; ATP binding; ATP hydrolysis activity. The coding region runs from base 1 to 1968 and encodes 655 amino acids. The transcript has a single exon. Gene Ontology annotation, cellular component: membrane. Lineage: Eukaryota; Apicomplexa; Aconoidasida; Haemosporida; Plasmodiidae. The record is from RefSeq and is a predicted model, not a curated record.